UUUAUAGCCGUUAAAGGUAGUUAUCUUAUCUAAACCCCUGAGCACAUAAUAGAUUCAGAAUUCGAACCAAAACCAGCCUAACUUUCGAUCUCUUCUUCAUUUCAAUGGAUACUCUGCUAAACUCAACCUUCCCGAUCUUUUCCAAAUACCCAAAUUUCCCCAUAUCUAAACCCGCCAAACCCUUAAAGGUUUCAAUAAAGCCUCCACCACCUGACUUUGAUUUCAGAUCAGAAAUAUUGCAAGAAUCCAGAACUACAAUUGCCAAAAACCACCCUGACCUGCUUGACUUGGCCGAUUCAGGGAAUUUAAUUUUAAUUGAGAAGCGACUUUUCGGACCAGUACCGGCUUGGAGGACAGAGUUUGUCGAACCUGAGGCUAUAUGGUUGGUUGGCACCAGUCAUAUUUCGACUGAAUCAGCUACACAAGUGGAGCGAGUGGUGCGCGCUGUCAAGCCUGACAAUGUAGUAGUUGAGUUAUGUAGAAGCAGAGCUGGGAUUAUGUACACCUCCAAUGAAGGUGAGGAUAAUCAACAACUAAGAUCGAAUAUGUUUUCCUUGAGCGGGAAUGGAUUCUUUGGUGCUGUUGGUCGCAGCAUAAACUUGGGUGGUCAAACUGCUUUAGCCUUACGACUGUUGUUAGCCCUUUUUUCAUCAAAAAUAUCUAAUGAUGUCAAUCGCCCAUUUGGAGAUGAGUUUCGAGCUGCUCGAAAGGUGUCUGAAGAAAUCGGUGCCCAAAUUGUUUUGGGGGAUCGGCCAAUUGAAAUAACACUGGAAAGAGCUUGGAAUGCACUGAAAUGGAAAGAGAAGCUUAAUUUAGUGAGCUCGGUUGUUCGGGGAAUUACUUCAUCAUCUCAUACAUCAAAGAAAGACUUUAAGGUACCAGAUACUGAUGACGACACCUUUCUGCUCUAUGAGAAACUAAGCUUCUCAUAUCCGUCAUUGCUGCCGCCUCUGAUACAUGAACGAGAUACGUACCUGGCAUGGUCUCUGAAAAGGAGCAAAGCAGUGAACAAUAGCAAAAGAGUGGUGGGGGUAAUCGGAAAGGGCCAUAUGAAUGGUGUGAUAUAUGCAUUAGUAUCAGAUUUGGGAAACUUGAGGUUUCGGGACCUUGUUGGACAGAGACAAUCUGGUAGUGGAUCUAAAGGAAUUGUUGAUGAACUUCUCAAGAGCUUGGUCAGAGACACUGUGAUCGGUGUUGUGUUGUGGGUGUUGUAUGAACAGAUAAAAGGAGCUUUAUAGCAUACAAGAAAUAAGAAAUUAUUGAUUAGGACUGUGUA
Ricinus communis (castor bean) is the source of this 1276-nucleotide messenger RNA. RefSeq names its product traB domain-containing protein. The coding region runs from base 105 to 1238 and encodes 377 amino acids. The record is from RefSeq and is a predicted model, not a curated record. NCBI's taxonomy places the organism in Eukaryota, Viridiplantae, Streptophyta, Magnoliopsida, Malpighiales, Euphorbiaceae. The transcript is spliced from 7 exons.